Nomia melanderi (Alkali bee) is the source of this 1026-nucleotide messenger RNA. RefSeq names its product RNA and export factor binding protein 1 (gene Ref1). Gene Ontology annotation, cellular component: nucleus. Gene Ontology annotation, molecular function: mRNA binding. Lineage: Eukaryota; Metazoa; Arthropoda; Insecta; Hymenoptera; Halictidae. The record is from RefSeq and is a predicted model, not a curated record. Gene Ontology annotation, biological process: mRNA export from nucleus.
ACUCCACGGGCAUCUUACUCACGUUUCUGUGCGCGCUUGUUUCGUCUUCGUUCGCCGCCAUCAUUACGAAGACGAAAGAGGUUGGUUUUGCUGAUUUUUGCGUGGUAGUGCAGUUUUACUAAAUCCAGCACAAAUGAAGAUGGUGGAUAAGAUAGAAAUGAGCCUGGAUGACAUUAUUAAGCAAAAUAAAGGGACCAGACCGCGCGGAGGUGGUGGCAGACGCGGUAGAGGUGCCGGUAACUCACCUCGUAGAGGAGCACGCAGAACUCAAAGAGUUGGUGGUGGCGUCAUGCGGGGACGCAGUCGUGGUGGCAUUACACGAAAUUCUUUACCAUAUACAAGGGGUGAUGUAAACAGUGCUUGGAAGCAUGAUAUGUUUGAUGGAGUAAAAAAGGUUGGCCGAAGUGCUAUAGGUAGCGCAGGAACAACUAAACUUCUCGUAUCCAAUUUGGACUUUGGUGUAUCAGAUUCAGAUAUUCAGGAAUUAUUUAGUGAAUUCGGUCCCCUGAAGUCAGCAGCAGUACAUUAUGAUAGAUCAGGCCGAUCUUUAGGCUCUGCAGAUGUUAUAUUUGAAAGAAGAGCAGAUGCUAUUAAAGCGAUGAAACAGUAUAACGGCGUUCCACUAGAUGGUCGUGAAAUGAACAUACAAGUAGCUACCUCUGAAAUACCCGUCACGUCUAUCCGUGGAGGCCCGAGACUUACCGGCAGUAAUUACACACAGAGACCUCAGCCCCGCUUUAGGGGUAAUCGUGGAACAGGAUCCAUCAGAGGACGUGGAACUGGUCGACGCGGUGGUAGAGGAGGCAGUCGACAACCAACGAAAACUCCCACAGCUGAAGAACUAGAUGCUGAAUUGGAAGCUUAUGUAAAAGAAGUAAAGUAACAACGUCACAAACCUUCACAAUCUUAAGAUUUUGUUCUGAUCUGACUUAACACGGUACAAUGUGUUUCCCUAAUUUUCAUGAGAAUAUAUAAAAUAAGUAUAACUGUAUCAUUAGCAAAAUGUUAUAACAGAUUUCUUUUAAA